GGAACCGUCGCUGUGAAGGUCAAACCCAACAAACUCUUUGAAAAUCUCUGACCGCUGUAAUCUCCGGCGUGUUCUUGCAAGUUUUUUUUUUCCGGUGGAGUUCAUUAUUUGAUGCCCUAUUCUAUUGUGAAUCUUCUUCAACGCUUGGUGGUGGGUGGUGGAGGAGGACGCGGUGGUAGACGGGUGCCGGUAAAAGUUACAAGUAGUCGAUUAGUAUUAUGAGGAGAAACCAAAACAACGCUGAUAAUGAUAAACAUGACAACGCCAAUGGCUUAAUUCCUAAUUCAUUCAGAUUCAUUUCUUCCUAUAUCAAGACCGUCUCUUCAAACGUCAGGUCCGCUGGAGCCUCCGUUUCUGGAUCGGUUUCCGGCGAUUCCUCCGACGAACUUCGGAAAGACCAGGUCCUGUGGUCUUGCUUUGAUAGACUCGAGCUUAGUCCAUCAACCAUCAAGAAUGUCCUUCUACUUGGUUACGCUAAUGGAUUUCAAGUACUUGAUGUCGAUGAUGGUUCUAAAUUCAGCGAAUUGGUUUCAACUCGUGAUGAUCCAGUCACGUUUCUACAAAUACAGCCAAUGCCUGAAAAGUCUGAGGGUCAUGAAGGAUUCAAGAUGUCACACCCUUUGCUAUUGGUUGUGGCUAGUGAAGAGGCAAGGCUUUCAGGUCUGUCAUAUAAUGAGAGAGAUGAAUCUCAGUUGGAAAAUUCCACGUACUCUUCUAGAGCUGUUCGGUUUUACUCGUUAAGGUCGCACAGUUAUGUUCAUGUUUUGAGAUUCAGGUCUACUGUGUAUAUGGUUAGAUGCAGUCCACGGAUAGUCGCUGUAGGUCUUGCUUCACAAAUAUAUUGCUUUGACGCACAUACUCUUGAAAACAAAUUUAGCGUGCUCACUUAUCCAAUAUCUCAGUUGGGAGGACAAGGACUCUCUGGGAUUAAUAUUGGUUAUGGGCCAAUGACUGUGGGGCCUAGGUGGUUGGCUUAUGCUUCCAACAAUCCAUUGUUAACAAACACGGGACGCCUAAGUCCUCAAAAUCUAAGCCCUUCCCCAGGUGUAAGUCCUUCAACCUCACCUGGCAGUGGAAGUUUGAUGGCUCGAUAUGCCAUGGAAUCCAGCAAGCAGUUGGCUACUGGGCUCAUUAAUCUGGGAGACAUGAGCUACAGAACUUUGUCAAAGUAUUGUCAUGAGCUUCUCCCUGAUGGUUCCAGCUCUCCCAUUUCAUCAAACUCUAGCCGGAAAGCUGGUAGGGCUGUGGCUCAUUCAACUGAAAAUGCUAAUGCUGGAAUGGUUGUGAUUAAAGAUUUUGUAUCUAGAGCCGUUGUUUCACAAUUUAGGGCCCAUACAAGUCCCAUAUCUGCACUAUGCUUUGAUCCGAGUGGGACUCUUCUGGUCACUGCAUCAGUACACGGGAACAAUAUCAAUAUUUUUCGAAUUCUUCCGUCCUCGCAAAACGAAUCAGGAUCCCGGAACUUUGAUUGGAAUUCUGCUCAUGUGCAUCUUUACAAGCUCCAUCGUGGAAUGACUUCUGCUGUGAUACAAGACAUUUGUUUUAGUAACUAUAGUCAAUGGAUAGCCAUAGUUUCAUCUAGGGGCACAUGCCAUAUUUUCUUAUUUUCUCCUUUUGGUGGUGAGACUGGUAUUCAGUUGCAAAAUUCCAAAAGCAUUGGCCGAACACUCUCAGCUUUUGUCUCGGUACCUUGGUGGUUUACUUCGUCUUUCAUGAAAGAUCAAUCGUUAUCACCACCUGCCCCAGCAGCGAUCACUCUGUCUGUGGUUAGCAGAAUAAAAAAUAACUUUGGGUGGAUCAAUACAGUAAGCGGUGCUGCAUCAGGAAGGGUAUCUGCGCCACCUGGUGUCAUUGCAGCCACUUUCCACAGUUCUGUGCGUCACAAUGCAGAACCUGCUGUCUCAAAUGCCGAUAUCUUAAAGCACCUGCUGGUAUACACUCCAUCUGGUUACGUGAUUCAAUAUGAGUUGUUGCCUUCUAUAGGGAGAGAGCAAGGCGAAUAUUUUUUGAGGGUGGGGACAGCUUCACAGGGGCAGGCUCAAGAUGAAGACUUGCGGGUGAAAGUCGAACCAAUUCAAUGGUGGGAUGUUUGCCGCAGAACAGGUUGGCCAGAAAGAGAGGAGUUUAUUGGUGGGGCGGCUUCUAGGGGACACAAUCCAGCAGCAACUGUCAUGACUAGUUCUGAUGAUGAAGAUAUUACUGUGGAGAAAGAUUCAAUUAAACACCAAGAACGAUCGCGUUGGAUUCCCCAUGCUGAGGUGCAAAUGAGGUCUGGGAGAGUUCCAGUUUGGCAGAAGUCCAAGAUAUAUUUCUUUGUGAUGGCGCCACAAUUAUCUGAAGAGCUAAAUAUCGGUGGAGAGGUUGAUAUUGAAACAAUCCCAGUGCACGAGGUUGAAGUUAGGCAGAAAGAUUUGCUGCCCGUCUUUGACAGCUCUUCUGUGGUCCAUUCGGGUUGGACCGAUGGCCGAGUCGUUGCUGCUGGUAGAUAUUCUGCUUCUUCUUCCAACAAUGAUAGCAGCGAUGAAAAGUUCCCUCAAGAUUCUACAGUCUUUCGUGGGUCGUCACUGGCACCUGCGAACAUGCAAAACAUGGAACAGAUGGAUCCACGUAAAUCUUAUCCUAUUCUUGCUUCAACUGUAAAUAAUAAUGAUAGCGUGAAUAGGAUAAGCUCUUUUGCUCGAGUUGAUGGUGUGUUAACUUCCGCUCUUGAAGAAAUCAUGAAUUCCCCAUCUCCUGGAGUAGCCAUUGCUCCGUCUUCAGAAAGCAUUGUGACUAGUGAUGCUUCGAACCCAGGUUCUAACCGUUCUGACUUGAGUAUGAAUAUGGUUGAUGAAGUUCCAAUGCAUGAAGAUAUGCUAGAGUUUGGACAUGAUUUCCAGCAAGAGUACUGCAAACCAUCAACUGAGGAAGAAAUUUCUCCUAAACUUAGAGAAAAGGCUGAUGUUGAUGGUAAUAAUAGUCGCCAUCAGAGGAGCAAAUCCGAGGAAGAUGGUGAUAGCGACAGUAUGCUUGGAGGGGUGUUUUCAUUCUCUGAAGAAUGUUGAUGGUAAUGUGUGUUUGAUAUGGAAGUGUAACCAACAGUGAUUGAUUUGAGAGGUGACCGUGUUGUUUCUUGGUGGCUCGAGGGACAGUUGUUGGUUUUCUCUCUCUGUUCUAAUUCUUGUGUACAUGAUGUAUAGUAAGUAGUAGUCAUUUGUGUAACAUUACUUGUUUUCAAAUUAAAUGUUAGAACAUCUGGACAUUCUUUGAUUUUGUCA
Messenger RNA from Cynara cardunculus var. scolymus (artichoke), 3257 nucleotides. RefSeq names its product autophagy-related protein 18h-like. The coding region runs from base 219 to 3044 and encodes 941 amino acids. The record is from RefSeq and is a predicted model, not a curated record. Gene Ontology annotation, biological process: autophagy; response to starvation. Gene Ontology annotation, cellular component: cytoplasm. The transcript is spliced from 9 exons. Gene Ontology annotation, molecular function: protein binding. NCBI's taxonomy places the organism in Eukaryota, Viridiplantae, Streptophyta, Magnoliopsida, Asterales, Asteraceae.